AUGUGGGCGACUUUGCUUCUAUUGGCCUUAACGUCGGCUGUGGUUACAGCCAUACCUGCUCCAGAAGGGAGGAUAGUUGGUGGUACGGUUACCACAAUUGGACAAUGGCCCAUGGGCGUGUCAAUGUUGUUGUCGAGAUCUGGAUUGUCAUUCCAACAGGCCUGCGGAGGUUCUGUACUCAACAAUCAAAAUGUUCUUUCGGCAGCCCAUUGCUUUGCAGGUAAUUCGCCGAGUAACUGGCGUAUGCGGGUCGGUUCCACUAACGCCAACAGUGGCGGGGUUGUCCACAACACAGCCAGGAUUCUUAAUCAUCCCAACUACAACGCCCGCACGACAGACUUCGACAUCGCUAUUAUGCGCACAUCCACCAGAAUAACAUUUAAUACUAAUGUUAGAGCUGGAGCAAUUGCUGGAACAAACUACAACCUUCCCGAUGGGUCAGUUGUGUGGGCUAUCGGUUGGGGAACCACCUCGUCCGGGGGUAGACCUUCCGAACAGCUUCGUCAGGUACAAAUUUGGACCGUUAACCAAGCGACCUGCAGGCAACGCUAUGCUGCUAGAGGCCGUACCAUCACGGACAACAUGCUGUGCUCGGGGUGGCUGGACGUUGGAGGUCGUGACCAGUGCCAGGGUGAUUCCGGAGGCCCUCUCCUACACAAUAACGUGAUCGUCGGUGUUUGUUCGUGGGGAAAUGGAUGUGCCCAACCUCGUUACCCUGGUGUCAACGCUCGCGUUUCCCGCUUCACUAACUGGAUCCGUGCAAAUUCAUAA
Pararge aegeria (speckled wood butterfly) is the source of this 771-nucleotide messenger RNA. RefSeq names its product trypsin CFT-1-like. The transcript is spliced from 4 exons. The record is from RefSeq and is a predicted model, not a curated record. Gene Ontology annotation, biological process: proteolysis. Bases 1 to 771 code for a protein of 256 amino acids. NCBI's taxonomy places the organism in Eukaryota, Metazoa, Arthropoda, Insecta, Lepidoptera, Nymphalidae. Gene Ontology annotation, molecular function: serine-type endopeptidase activity.